GGGAAGCUUCCUCAUUGGACCCCCCCUCUCUCUCUCUCUGACAUAUGAUCCCGGCGACUCUCUCUCUCUCUCUUACAUAAGAUCCCGGCGACAUGGAUGCAGCUGAGGAACACAUAGUGAUGCUCCCCUUAAUGGCCCACGGCCACCUAAUCCCUUUUCUAGCACUCGCUCGACAAAUCCACCAAACCACCAACUUCACCAUCACCAUCGCCACCACCCCUCUCAACACCGCAUACCUCCGCUCCGCCGUCUCCUCCGACCCAACCCUCUCCCACUCCCCCCGCCUCCGCCUCGCCGCCCUCCCCUUCAACAGCUCCGACCACAACUUACCCCCAAACACUGAAAACACCGAGUCCCUCCCCCUCAACCAAAUCAUCAACCUCUUCCACUCCUCCGCCGCCCUCGAACCCCCCUCCCACCGCCUCGUCGCCGACAUCGCCGCCCAAGAAGGCCGCCCCCCCAUCUGCAUAGUUUCCGACGUCUUCAAUGGCUGGGCUUCAAGAGUCGCCGAGAGGAUCAACACGACCAACGUCUGUUUCUCCACUGGCGGCGCUUACGGCACCGCAGCCUAUAUGUCGGUGUGGCUAAACCUCCCUCAUAAGUUCACGGACACCGACGAAUUCCCCGUGCCGGGUUUUCCCGAUUCCUGCCGCUUCCAUCGCUCUAUGCUUCACCAAUUCAUUAGAGCAGCCGACGGUAGCGAUUCGUGGUCGAGGUUUUUCCAAACCCAAAUUUCACUUUCCUUGAGAUCUUCCGGUUGGCUUUGUAACACGGCAGAGGAAGUUGAAGUUUCGGGUAUGGAAAUUCUGAGGAAAUAUAUCGGAAAACCGGUUUGGAGUAUCGGGCCUCUUCUCCCUCCAGCUAUGCUAAAUUCCAAUUCAUCUACGUUAACCCAGCACAGUGGGAAAGAAUCUGGGAUUUCAACCCAGAAAUGCAUCGAAUGGCUCGACUCGAAACCGAAGUCCUCCGUAGUUUACAUUUCAUUUGGGUCACAGAACACAAUAAGUUCAUCCCAGAUGAUGGAGUUAGCCAAGGGUUUAGAACAAAGCGGGAAGCCAUUCAUUUGGGUGGUAAGGCCUCCGGUUGGGUUUGACCAAAAAGGGGAAUUCAGAUCCGAAUGGUUACCCGAAGGAUUCGAAGACCGAGUUUUGGAUGGGAAACAGGGGUUGUUGGUGAGGAAAUGGGCGCCACAGUUGGAGAUUCUGCAACACAAGUCGACCGCGGCGUUUUUGAGCCAUUGCGGGUGGAAUUCGGCAAUGGAGGGGUUGAGCCAGGGGGUGCCGAUAAUAGGGUGGCCAUUGGCGGCGGAGCAGGCGUACAAUGCGAAGAUGAUGGUGGAUGAGAUGGGGGUUUGUGUGGAGCUGGCGAGGGGAGUGGGGAGUGGGGUUGAGGCGGAGGAGGUGAGGAAGGUGGUUGAGUUGGUGACGGAGGAGGGAGGGAAAGGAGGGGAGAUGAAGAGGAAGGCGGUUGAAAUUGGAGAGACAAUGAAGGCUGCGAUGAGAGAGGAGGGAGGUAGGAAGGGGUCUUCUUUGAAAGCAAUGGAUGAUUUUGUUUCUGCAAUUGUCUCUACUGCUGCUGAGAGGGGGAGGAGGAGAUCAAAUGGGGUGGCGACAGGUUGAGAUUUGGACACAAGUCCCUGGGAUUUAGCCCAAUUUUUUUACUGCUUCCCGAAGUCUAAGAACAUGACUUCCGAGCUGUAUUCAAAACUGUUCGACUUACCCGGAUGAUUUGUUAGUGCUAUCUAUUUGGGUUUUCAAGUCAAGAUGAAUUCAAAAAAUUAAGAAAACCUAGAGAAGGACAAAAAAAUCCUACCAAAAAUCAUGGAAAAGAUAAGUUGAAGUUUGCUUUCCUCGCUUUCAUUUCAAUCUUCUUUCAUUUCUGUAAGUAAUUAUCCCUUGUUAUAUUCCUUUCUCCUUCACUCUGUUUUUCAUUAAAGAGAAUAAGAGUCACUUUUUAAAAA
Rhododendron vialii is the source of this 1960-nucleotide messenger RNA. RefSeq names its product crocetin glucosyltransferase 3-like. Lineage: Eukaryota; Viridiplantae; Streptophyta; Magnoliopsida; Ericales; Ericaceae. The coding region runs from base 93 to 1619 and encodes 508 amino acids. The record is from RefSeq and is a predicted model, not a curated record. The transcript is spliced from 2 exons. Gene Ontology annotation, molecular function: UDP-glycosyltransferase activity.